Ctenopharyngodon idella (grass carp) is the source of this 1167-nucleotide messenger RNA. RefSeq names its product jagunal homolog 1b (gene jagn1b). The record is from RefSeq and is a predicted model, not a curated record. Gene Ontology annotation, cellular component: endoplasmic reticulum membrane. NCBI's taxonomy places the organism in Eukaryota, Metazoa, Chordata, Actinopteri, Cypriniformes, Xenocyprididae. The coding region runs from base 160 to 711 and encodes 183 amino acids. Gene Ontology annotation, biological process: granulocyte colony-stimulating factor signaling pathway; vesicle-mediated transport; endoplasmic reticulum organization. The transcript has 3 exons.
CUCGUUCCCACUCCGCACCAGUGAGGGCGAUAUUGAAGUAUGUCCAAACGAACGCAAAUGAAGAAGAAGAAGAAGAGCUGCAUUGCUCACGUUUCUACUGUGUAUGAAGUAGUUUGUUGGUUCAUGUCAAAAUAAGGUUGUCGACGGUGUUGGGUUGCCAUGGCAUCACGAGCAGGACCGCGAGCUACAGGAACAGACGGCAGCGACUUUCAGCACCGCGAGCGAGUGGCGUCACACUAUCAGAUGAGUGUGGCACUGAAGUCUGAGAUCAAGAAGCUGAACAUCGCUCAUGCAGUGGUCUGGUUGCUUGUAGCAGCACAGGUGGUGGUCAGCCAGCUGAACCUGGUAUCCCAUAAAGUGGUGGCCUCUCCGUACCAAUGGGAGUACCCAUAUCUUCUGAGCAUCAUACCUACUGUCUUCAGCUUCAUGGCUUUGCCGAAAAACAACAUCAGUUACCUGGUCAUCUCAAUGAUCAGCGCCGGGCUUUUUUGUGUCGCUCCUAUUCUUUAUGGAGGGAUGGAGAUGUUUCCUGUGGCUCAGCAGCUUUAUCGCCACGGCAAAGCUUAUAGGUUCAUCUUUGGCUUCUCUGCCGUGUCUAUAAUGUACUUACUCUUGAUUAUUUCAGUUCAAGUACAUGGCUGGCAGAUCUACUACAGCAAAAAGCUGCUGGAUGCCUGGUUCACCAACACACAAGAGAAAAAGAAGAAAUAAGAGACUGAUGGAGAAUAAUAGUGUGUCAACUGCUUGUUUGUGUCUUUACUUCCUCUUUCUGAGAGCUCUUUGAUCACAUACGUUUUUAUGCUUACCUGACUAACUAAUUUGAGCCUAAGGAGAGAUCAGAUUUGUUAAACCAGGAUGUUCAGCAUCAAUCUUCUCAUCCACUGGAUCUCAGCCCAGAGUCUGCUUAGGUUUGAACUGCUGCCAUUGUAAUCUGUUUCCACCACGUUUUCCACAUGCCGUUUAACAGAUACCUCAAGUCUUAUCCACAGGGGAGUCAGUGGGAUUCCAGACAUCCCUGGGAAAUAUAUCUUCAAUUAUGAGGAAGCACAUGGUGUGUAUGAUGAAAUUCCACCCACAGCAUAGUAAUCAAUUUACUACAGUAAUAUAUGUAAAAUAGUCUGCUCUUUUUCCACCAAUCAUCUUACAAUAAAAUGAUUAGAAAAUGUA